Messenger RNA from Penicillium cosmopolitanum, 1458 nucleotides. Its product is annotated as serine/threonine protein kinase CDC7. Lineage: Eukaryota; Fungi; Ascomycota; Eurotiomycetes; Eurotiales; Aspergillaceae. Gene Ontology annotation, cellular component: nucleus. The record is from RefSeq and is a predicted model, not a curated record. Gene Ontology annotation, molecular function: ATP binding; protein serine/threonine kinase activity. The transcript is spliced from 4 exons. Gene Ontology annotation, biological process: protein phosphorylation; mitotic DNA damage checkpoint signaling. Bases 1 to 1458 code for a protein of 485 amino acids.
AUGUCGGCCUUUCGUGCUGCUCCCGCGGGGGUCUUUGAGCUUCAGCGCAGCAGUUCGUUCCGAGCCCCCGCACCCUCGAAAUACCAAAAUGAAGAAGCCCAGGGCGAAGCUCGACGAGAAGCUCGACGGGAAGGAAGUGACUAUGGAGGCGAGGAAGAAGAUGAGGAGGAAGAAGUUGACGAGUCAGUACGGGAAGAUAUGACCAAGCUUGAGGAUACCUUUCCCGGCAUCUCGGAACGAUUUCGAUUAAUUAAUCGAAUUGGAGAAGGAACCUUCUCCACCGUGUACAAAGCCGAAGAUGUACUAUACGACCACUACCAGAACGAAUGGGAUGUCUUUGCGCGAGCACAACAACAAGAGGCAUGGCCAGGUCCCCCUGCCAAAAGACGUCGAAUGGAUUCGCCAUCGGCAGGAGGGCCCAAGGUCCCUCGCUAUGUCGCGUUGAAGAAAAUCUACGUCACAAGCAGUCCAAUUCGGAUUCAAAACGAACUUGAACUUCUCCACGAUCUGCGAGGCUGUAAAUCAGUCUGCCCUCUCAUUACUGCAUUCCGGUACCAAGACCAGGUCGUUGCAGUCCUUCCUUAUUUCCCACACUCCGACUUCCGCAUUCAAUACCGAACAUUCAUGGUGGCAGACAUGCGCCAUUAUCUCAGAUCACUCAUGACAGCUUUACAAUCCGUUCACGAGCACGACAUUCUACACAGAGAUAUUAAGCCAACGAAUUUCCUUUACAAUCCUGACCUGAAAGAAGGCGUACUCGUUGACUUCGGUCUUGCAGAGAACCAGGGAGCUGAGUAUACCAGCCAGUGCCUGUGUGCCCAUCAAACCUACGUUCGCCGCAGCAGAAUUCUCUCCAGCUACUACUCGAAAAACCCGCCAUCCUUAGGUCUGUCAAACGGAUAUCCAAAGAACGACUCGCGUCCGUCGAGACGAGCAAAUAGAGCAGGCACCCGAGGAUUCCGUGCUCCCGAAGUUCUAUUCAAAUGCACAUCCCAAACCACAAAAAUCGACAUGUGGUCUGUAGGCGUUAUUCUUCUCACUCUACUGGGACGCCGAUUCCCGUUCUUCAAUUCGGCUGAUGACAUCGACGCUAUGAUCGAGAUGUCAAGUAUCUUUGGAACGCGGCGCAUGAAGACUGCAGCGGCGAUGCAUGGCCAAAUAUUCGAGACGAAUAUUCCAACCAUUGGAGAAAAGGGCUACAGCUGGGAAAAGCUGGUGAAAUGGUCCAGCUGCGUUGAAGAUUUGACUGAAAGUGAGCAGCAAGCCACACGUCUUUUGGCCGGGUUGAUGGAACUAGACCCCAGCAAACGGUUGAGUGCCGAGGAAGCACUACAACAUGAAUUUUUCGUCGAUCCAAUUCAUCAUGAUGUUGAAUGGGGCGGUAACCCCGAAAGCGGAGAUUCUGGCGAAGAAGAAGAUGCCGGAGAUGACGAGGCUGAUGAGGUCGCGAUGCUAUGA